This is a messenger RNA of Erythranthe guttata (spotted monkey flower), 1045 nucleotides long. RefSeq names its product blue copper protein. Gene Ontology annotation, cellular component: plasma membrane. Lineage: Eukaryota; Viridiplantae; Streptophyta; Magnoliopsida; Lamiales; Phrymaceae. The record is from RefSeq and is a predicted model, not a curated record. Gene Ontology annotation, molecular function: electron transfer activity.
AUCAUAGGUAUAAUUUAGUGAGCAACUCCAAUAUCAUCAUCAUCUCCUUUUUCUCUCUCCAAAUUCUCUCUCAUCCUUUUGCACUAUAAAAGAAAAUAUUGCAUGCAUUUCCAAUAUCAUCAUCUACCAUAUUUCUCUAUUUCCCAACCCAGCCAAGAGAGAGAGAGAGAGAGAGAGAGAGAGAGAGAGAGAGAGAGAGAGAGAGAGAGAAUUAAGGCACUUAUAAAUUAUUGCCUUAUAAUAAUUAAGAAGUAAUUAAGGAAGAUGGCGAAAAUUAGCGACGGAAUUGCUUGCUUAAUGGUUGUGUUGGUGAUAAUUUGUUGCAAAAUUCCAGGAGUUCCAGCAGCUUCUUACACAGUGGGCGAAGCUUCUGGUUGGUCAAUUGGAGCUGACUACACCACCUGGACUUCUGACAAAACUUUUGCCGUCGGUGACACCCUCGUGUUCAACUACGCUCCGGGCCACACUGUGGAUGAAGUGAGCGCAAACGACUACAAGUCGUGCACCACCGGCAACGCCAUAGCCACGGACAGCAGCGGCGCCACCACCGUCGCGCUCAAGGCCGCCGGCCCUCAUUACUUCAUCUGCGGUGUUCCUGGCCAUUGCGGCGGCGGAAUGAAGCUAGCCGUCACCGUAGCAGCGAGCAGCACCGGUGGCGGUUCACUAUCCGGCACCACCACCACAUCUCCGCCGUCCAGCACCACCAUCCCCGGCACCACUUCUCCGGUACCCCCUACCGGCGUCGCAACUCCAGCUGAAGGCACUCAUAUAGAGCCAUCUUCGGCGGCGGCGGCGUUAUCUCCGGCUGUGGCGGCGUAUCUGAGCUUUUUCUUCGUGAUGGUGAAGUAUUUUGUAGUGUAGAUUUAUGUAGCCAGGAUAGAGGCAGUGCUUCCAUUAUAUUUCCUCUGCUAUUUUUAAUUUCCAUUUUCUGAGAUUUGUGUUCCUUAUUUUCCUCUUUUAAUUUCUUCCUAUCGGUAAUUAAUUAAUUAAUCUCCUUGUAAUUUCCUUUAUUAUUUUCGAUUAAUAUGUUGUGUCUUAUGUUUUA